AGGCCCACUAAUUUGGGCUACUCGGCAAGGCUUGUCCCCUGCCGAUUUAAUUUGAUUUUAUUUUGUCUCUUCAAAGUCUCUCUCUCUCUCCGUAUCACUCUCCGCUCUUCCUUUGUCGAGAAAUCGAAGUUUAGUUUCGUUUGAAGAUUGGAGCUGAGAAUUUGUAGAGAUGGAAGGUAAACCACCGCGCUCUCAUCUCAAGCGCCAAUUCUUCGAAGACGAAGACUCCAACAAGCCUCCCGCGCAAAAGAGGGUUAGGUUUCCUAAGGGAAAGAAGGUUAAGCAUGGAGAAGUAGCGGUGAACAGAGUUGAUGUUGAAGACGGUUCAGGUGACUUGAAAGAUCCCCGUCUUGCUGCUAAGGAGCGUGCCAAGCGCCGCAAUCAAAUUACUACAGAACUAUUCACUGAAGAUGGACGAGGCAUGCUUAAUGAUGUCUCCGCUGCUGAAGUUGCAUAUGAGGAUAAUGAGAACUUCAUUGAUGAUGGAAUUCAAAUAGAACCUUUCAAUCUUAACAAAGAAAGAGAAGAAGGAUAUUUUGAUGCAGAUGGAAACUUUGUUGAAUAUGUUAAUGAUAAUAAAACCAAGGAUGCUUGGCUUGAUAGUGUUGAAGAUGAUAUAAAAUAUACUGGAAAAACAUCUGCAAAGACCAUUGGUGAAGAUAAUAAUGAAGUUGCUGCACAGGAUCUCUCCACCCAAGAUAUUGGGAUGAUAAAACGACGUAUUGCCAAUGUGCUUGAGCCUGGAGAAACGGUUUUGCAAGCUCUGAGAAGGUUGAAAGGAGCUUCAAAUAACAGAAAGGAGAAAAUGUCAGCUGAGACAAAGCAUGUAUUUGACCAGCUAACUGAGGAUGCCAUGAAGUUGAUGGAGAAUGGUGACUACAAUGUGUACCAUGAGAAGCAGGAGGUUUUCCAGUGUAAGGCAGAGGGAUAUGAGAAGUUAGCUCUGGCCAAGGGGAAGAGCAUAUCUGCAAAUAUUGAGCUGGGAGGUUCUGAUCUUAACUUGGGAAGUGACAUACUCAAAGAUAUAAAUAUUGCUGGAGUAACUUCUUCUGUACUCCCUGACUCAGCUGUGGGUACUUCAAAUUCAAAUCUAACUGCUGCAGAAGUUUCAAGCAACACUGCCGAAGGUUACAAUAUGUUUGCUGAUGAUGAGGAUGAUGAAAAUCUUACCCAGUCAUCUGAGCCUAAUUCUGAUGCAGUUAUUCAAUCAUCAUCAGAAGCUGUAAACACUUUUUCCAAAACUGGAGAUGUGGAAAAUGAUUAUGUCUAUGACGAGUCUUCAGGGUAUUACUACAGUAGCACUUUUGGAUAUUAUUAUGAUCCAUCUACAUGACUAUAUUGGUUAGCAACAUCAGGGCAAUGGUAUUCCUUUAAUGAGGCAACUGGCACAUACGAAGAAGUUCAGGAGGUUGCAUCCAGUACAAAUUGAGGGUUUGAGAGUUGCUGCUCCAGUGGAGAGAGUUGUACAGGCUAUAGAGUAAAGUUUGAUGUGUGAAAUUGUCAUCUUAUGUGGGUUUCAUUCAGUAGGCUUCUUACUUUUCCUUGCCUUUGAGAUCUAAUUAUUAUACAGUUAUUAAAGUUAUACUGUCCUUGUUUUGCCAAAAUCACUUGGGAUUUUCUGUAGCAGUGACAUUUUGCUUUUUUUUUUUUUGUUGGUUUUAGGGAGUCUUCAUUUGGAUAGCUAUGAGUUGUUCGAUAUAUAGAAAAUUUUAGUGUUUUUAAUAAGAUAACCAAUUUAUCUUUGAGACAA
Messenger RNA from Durio zibethinus, 1750 nucleotides. RefSeq lists its product as uncharacterized. The record is from RefSeq and is a predicted model, not a curated record. NCBI's taxonomy places the organism in Eukaryota, Viridiplantae, Streptophyta, Magnoliopsida, Malvales, Malvaceae. Gene Ontology annotation, cellular component: U5 snRNP.